Daucus carota subsp. sativus is the source of this 1312-nucleotide messenger RNA. RefSeq names its product receptor homology region, transmembrane domain- and RING domain-containing protein 1. NCBI's taxonomy places the organism in Eukaryota, Viridiplantae, Streptophyta, Magnoliopsida, Apiales, Apiaceae. Gene Ontology annotation, molecular function: ubiquitin protein ligase activity. Gene Ontology annotation, biological process: ubiquitin-dependent protein catabolic process. The record is from RefSeq and is a predicted model, not a curated record. The transcript has 4 exons. The coding region runs from base 79 to 909 and encodes 276 amino acids.
GGCUGACCAAACAGCCCCUAUAACAUUUGGCUUGGCUUCUCUCGUCAAAGUUCUUCACUUGAAAAUCAAGAAGAUGAGAUGGGAAAAUUGUUGGUAAUCACAAUUAUUUAUUGUUUUAUAUGCUAUUUUGUAAAACCCAUCUGUGGAAUUGUUCAUCUUAAAUCAUUAUCAACUUCAUUCGCGGAUACUCCAGCUAAAUUCAGUGCAAGAAUACAUGGGUCUAGAAUAUGUGGGGCUUUACUUGUAGCUGACCCAUUAGAUGCUUGUUCUUCACUUGUUAACUCUGGCGUUAAGUUUGAUGAUAUUAAGUUUGCUUUGAUAGUUAGGGGUAAUUGUAGUUUUCUCGACAAGGUUCGAAAUGCUCAACGUGCUGGUUUUGAUGGGGCUAUUGUGUUCGAUGAUCAAGUUGAGAAGAAUUUGAUCUCAAUGAUUGGAAGCCCUGAAGGUAUAUGGAUUCCUGCGGUUUUUGUUUCAAAUGAAGCCGGUGAGAGUCUAAUGAAGCAUGCCAGAGGAGAAGAUGGUGAAUGCUGCAUAAUCUCAUCUUUGAAGGAAACAUCAUGGAAUGUGCUCAUAAUUUCAAUCAUAUCUCUACUAGUUAUAGGAGCUGUCCUGGCUGCAUUUGUCUCUCUUCGGCUUUAUUGGAGGAAUCAGAAUCGACCAAGUAAUCAUGUUGGUGGAAAACUUGUGGAAUUACUUCCAUGCUCGAUAUUUAGUGCCACUCAUAUAAGUGGAUACAUGGAAAAGACUUGUGCAAUAUGCCUCCAGGAUUUUAGAGAAGGGGACAGUCUAAAAGUACUACCUUGCCAACAUAAAUUUCAUGCUAAUUGUGUGGGCUCAUGGUUGACUAAAUGGAACACAUUCUGUCCGGUAUGCAAGUAUGAUUUGAAGCCUGAAGUUACACACCAGUAGAGGUGAGUGAGCAAAUUCGUUGCAUAGUUUGCAAGGGAUCCGUACAGCAGCAGCCCUAGUGAUUAAUGAAUAUGCUUUUUCAAGAGCUUAAAAAGAGCAGUAAUCUUCUCUUAUUAAAUCUUCAGCAUCAUUCGUACAAUCUCUCGGUAAAUCGCAGCAUAGGAUGGUGUUUAAAAAACCAAUCGAUUGUGUAUGUAUCUGCACAGGAGAGCAAAAGAGUCAAUAUUGUAAUACUCAGGAGGGCACACUUCACCAUACAGUAGUUUGCUUAUCAAAUAGUAAUCAGUAUAUUGUUCCAUUCCAUAUAUAUUUCAGUGUCAUGAAAAAUAGUGAUUAGUGCAAAUCACUGUGAUUGAUAUUUUAAACUUAAUAGUUUUUGCAUUUAUAUACUUUUCUUCUUAAA